GCUCACUACAAGAAAUAGUUUAAAACAAUUUUCAAAAUCAACAAGAAUUUUUUAGUUUAUUGAAAAUAAUUGAAAAAAAUGCAGAAUGUAAAUAAAUUUGAUUAUUUCAAAAAUAAUAAUGAAGUGCCUCUUGGAAGUUUAUCAUUACAAGUGGACUAUGUACCUAAAAAAGUUGGAAACUCUUGGUUACAGUGGGCAGCUACUGCCAGUGUGUGUCAUUUUCCAAUGACAGUUGGGACAACAUAUUCCUGGAACUUUCCUGUACUACCACACCUAAAGAGUAAUAAUUCUGAAAUUUAUAUGACGGAAGUCGAGGAGGCAUGGAUGGCUACAUCAAACGAAAUUGGAUCAUUUACCAGCAACAUAGUUUUUCUAUUUAUAACAAGUUUUUUAGGUCGAAGUAACUGGUUUCUUAUGAUAACCAUACCUUAUAUUAUUACAUGGUUGAUGAUUUUUUUCGCAAAAAAAAUUAAUACGUUAUGUGUAUCACGAUUCGUCAUAGGCAUGGUUGCUGAUUUUGUUUUCGCAUUAGUACAAAUGUACAUAGGAGAAAUUGCUGACAAAGAAAUGAGAGGAAUCCUACUUAUUGGAAUAAUGACUUUCGUCAAUUCUAGCCAAAUGUACCUGAAAACAGCGCGGAUCAUAUUUUCUUUUGAGACGAUGAACAUAAUGAUGUUGAUCGUAACAAUUGUUUGCUUUGCAAAAUUUUUCUUUGUGCGAGAAAAUACUUAUUAUCACCUAUUGCAAAAUUUAAGAGAAAAAUCCCUAAGAAACAUGACGAAGAUAAAAGGUGCCAAUGCACCAAAAAUUGUAGAUUCGGAAUUGGAAAGAAUAGAGCAUUCCGUAAAGGAGAGUCAAGAAAAUGAAAAAUGGGAGUUCCAAAAAUUGUUUGUUGUUAAAGGAAAACGAACAAGGCUGUUUAGUGUAUUUCUGGCUUGGAUAGCAAAAUAUUUAUCAGUGUCAACAUCUAUAGGUGCCUUUACUCAAGAUGCUUUUAAAGAAACAGAAAUCGCCUUAGGACCCGAAAAGUGUGCAACUAUAAUUGCAAUAAUUGGAGUAACAAUGGCUCUACUAGCUACGUUCAUUAUUGAAUGCGCUGGCAGAGGAAGUUCUUUUUUAUUAUCAGGCUUAUUUCCUGCUCUGUGUCUAGCAAUACUAAUAUUUGUUUUCUUGAAAACCUAUCUCGAAGCAGAUGUUAAAUCGAUCACUUGGCUACCACUUGUGGGAUUAAUUGUCUACGAAAUUGCAUUUUCCUUAGGACUUUCUUACGUACCCGUCAUUCUAAUGUGUAAAAUUUUUGCUCUUAAUAUCAAAACGCCGGCCAAGUUUUUCACUCACACAACAAUGACUAUACUUGUCAUUAUUAUUAAAAUUUCAUUUCAAGGUUUGAAUAAUUUAUCAGGUAUUUAUACCACAUUCUGGAUUUACACAAUCUGUAUUUUUUUUGGCUCAAUUUUUUAUUUUUACAUCACGCCUGAGGCAAAAGGAAAGACCCUCGAAGAAAUUCAGGAUAGCAUACACGCAAAAUUUAGAAGAAAGUUUCACGAAAACGAGAGGGACAUUAAAGAAAAAAUACUACGUACUAAUAUUUCUAGUUAGGCCUUGUAGAUUAAAAAUACCAUAUUAAGUUUAUGAAGUUAUUUCACAAGUUAUUUAUAGAGCUUUUAUACUAAACACAAUAUGUGCGUAAUUAAAUAAACAAUUUUUUAUUAAUUGCAGGUAAAAUAUUUAGUAGAUGUUUCAAAUACAGAUCCCAAAUUAUCUAAUUUUAUCAGAGAAUAAAAACUAACUUUAUUAGUUAAAUAGAUAUUC
Belonocnema kinseyi is the source of this 1812-nucleotide messenger RNA. RefSeq names its product facilitated trehalose transporter Tret1-like. Gene Ontology annotation, molecular function: transmembrane transporter activity. The transcript is spliced from 2 exons. NCBI's taxonomy places the organism in Eukaryota, Metazoa, Arthropoda, Insecta, Hymenoptera, Cynipidae. Gene Ontology annotation, biological process: transmembrane transport. Gene Ontology annotation, cellular component: membrane. Bases 79 to 1599 code for a protein of 506 amino acids. The record is from RefSeq and is a predicted model, not a curated record.